Lottia gigantea (owl limpet) is the source of this 2073-nucleotide messenger RNA. RefSeq lists its product as hypothetical. Gene Ontology annotation, biological process: monoatomic ion transport. Gene Ontology annotation, molecular function: glutamate-gated receptor activity. Gene Ontology annotation, cellular component: membrane. NCBI's taxonomy places the organism in Eukaryota, Metazoa, Mollusca, Gastropoda, Lottiidae. The record is from RefSeq and is a predicted model, not a curated record. The transcript has 3 exons. Bases 1 to 2073 code for a protein of 690 amino acids.
AUGAAAAGGGUUUCUAAGGGGAAAUAUGCAUUUGUAUCUUCGGAGGGUGGUGAACGCAUGAAAAUUCACGGAGACUGUUCACUAGAAUUUAAUGACCGUCUAUUUAAUGUUCCAAAUAUUGAAUACUCCAUGGCAGUCCCAAAAGGCUCUCUUUUGAAGACGGAAAUAGAUGAUUUUGUAGAUAAAAUUGAGAAUAGUGGUUUACUUGAUGAAAUAAUGAAACCACAAGAUAAUCGCCAAUCUCAAUGUGGAGUAAUAGAUCAAACAGUCAAACCCCUUUUCUUGGAUAAUGUCAAAGGUGUAUUUGUUUUACUCGCUGGUGGUGUGGUUAUAGCUGGCAUAACGUUGGUGAUCGAAAAUGUGCGGCACUAUAGACGGGCUUCAGGGACAUAUUCUUCCGGAGGUAAUUCAAUUACACAAGUAAACACAUUUCAAGUCUCCGACGUCAUAUACCUUUUACAGCAGUUGUCCUGGAAAAAAAUUGUGAUUGUUCACGACAGUGAUUCCGAUGAACAAGCCUCUGAACUGGUAUCACACACUCGGGGACAUCCUGUUUACAGUUGUCUCAUUAUCCAGAAGCGAAGAGAACGAUUUUCUUCUGUUAAUAUACAGAAAGCAUUUAUACAAGUUCAUGAACAUUGUAAGGGACAUCAGAAAUCUUACUUAAUACCAAGAUCUAAGUGGCUUAUAUUUCCUUCAAGCUGGUGUAGCUCUUUCAUGACAUCAGGAUUCCAGACCAAUUUAACGAACGUGGCAGUAGUGAUUCCCAGUAACAGUCGGUGUAUAGGAAUUCUGACUCUGAACGGUAAUAUGUUUGAAUCAGUUCAAGGAGUGCCGACUGGUGAGAAAAUAUUUCCCAACAUACGCUACAAAUUGAACGGAAAGAAAAUAAUAAUUGGCGUAGUCCCGGACAAUCCGUUUGAAAAGAAUUAUUAUAAUAUUCUUCAUACAAUGAGUCGGUAUUUAAAUUUUACAUACGAUAUUGUGAAUUCAACAAAUAGCGAAUAUGGUAUUCUAAGGAAUGGAACAUGGUCCGGAUUGGUUGGGCAACUUGUCAACCACGAGAUCGAUCUGGGACUUACGUCGUUAUCAACUAUCGAAGAUCGGCGCAACGCAGUAGAUUUUAUAAACCCUUUUGGAACGUCAAAACCUGGAAUAUUGUACAAGAGAGAGUUACUGGUGGGUGAUUCGUGGUUUCUCUUAACUCGACCUUUACAAUUUAAAGUCUAUCUCUGCACCAUAAUAUCUUUUAUCUGCGUAUCCUUGUUUUUUAUAUUCCUCUCUAACAGAGAGUCCAAUGAUCAACAUGGUAAUCGUAUUGCCAACACAGUAGAAUUUGUUUUAGCUGCCCUACUUCUUGAAGGAGGUAAUUUUCAUCUAAAGGGAACCUCUGCUCGGAUUCUGUUUUCUUUUUGGUUGAUGUUUGGUGUUGUGUUGGCAGCGACUUACACUGCGACCUUAUUACGGUCACUUGUACCUAAACAAAAGGAACCGUUUGAAACUAUUAAAGGCCUCUUAGAUUUACCGGACUGGCAGAUUGGCGUUCUGGGCGGUACGGCUGAAAUUAUUGUUUUCAACACAUCUGAAAAUAACGAUGUUAAAAUGUUUUGGAAAACCCUUAAUAGUCGCACUCAGAAGGAUGCUAAUAUUCAAUCAACAGAUACAAACGUACAUAUGAAAAGGGUUUCCCAGGGUAAGUAUGCGUUUUUGACUUUGGACGGUCGUGCAAUCAUAAAAGUCCACGGAGACUGUUCACUAAAAUUUAAUGACCGUCUAUUCAAUGUUCCAAGUACUGAAUACUCCAUGGCAGUCCCUCAAGGAUCUGUUUUGAAGACGGAAUUAGAUGAUUUUGUAGAUAAAAUUGAGAAUAGUGGUUUACUUGAUGAAAUGAUGAAACCACAAGAUAAUCGUCCAUCUCAGUGUGGAGUAAUAGAUCAAAGAGUCAAACCCCUUUUCUUGGAUAAUGUCAAAGGUGUAUUUGCUUUACUUGCUGGUGGUGUGGUUGUAGCUGGCAUAACGUUGGUGGUCGAAAAGGUGCUGCACCUUAGACGUGCUUCAGGUUCAAUACGGUGA